Penicillium manginii is the source of this 207-nucleotide messenger RNA. RefSeq lists its product as uncharacterized. Bases 1 to 207 code for a protein of 68 amino acids. The record is from RefSeq and is a predicted model, not a curated record. Lineage: Eukaryota; Fungi; Ascomycota; Eurotiomycetes; Eurotiales; Aspergillaceae. The transcript is spliced from 2 exons.
AUGGACGAAGCAUGUACGGAGUGCGUGGAUUCGAGUCUGACGGUUAGCGCAGGUGAUAUGGUCAAUCUGCGAGCGUGCUUUAGUGUUGCUGUGCCGGCGCAGCAGAGCACAGCACAGCACAGCACAUCAGGACCCGCUGGUUUGGAUGUUGGGUCUGGAGAUGCUGGAGACUGUCUGGCCAUAGGCUUUCUUUUCCCUGUCCAAUAA